Messenger RNA from Hirundo rustica (Barn swallow), 1014 nucleotides. RefSeq lists its product as uncharacterized. Bases 124 to 1014 code for a protein of 296 amino acids. The transcript has 3 exons. The record is from RefSeq and is a predicted model, not a curated record. Lineage: Eukaryota; Metazoa; Chordata; Aves; Passeriformes; Hirundinidae.
UCCUUCAGAACCCUUCGCUUCAUUCAUUGAUCGUCUCACACAAGCAGUGGACAGGCAAGUCAUUGAUGAGGGAGUGAAGUCACAUAUGAUCCGGUGUCUUGCAUUUGCAAAUGCCAAUCCAGAAUGCAAGCGAGUCAUCAGUGCAAUGCCAGGCCAACCCACCAUGGCAGAAAUUCUAGAGGCAUGCAGCAAGGUGGGGACACCACAGCACGUUGCAACAAUUUUAGGAGAUCAAGUGGAAAAAGCUGUCAAAGAAGCAUUUGCAAAUUUUCAACAAAGACAGUGUUACAAGUGUGGCAAACCAGGGCAUUUCAAGAAGGACUGCCCACAAAUUACAAACAAUGCAGAUUCAUCAGAUCGUUGUUCGGCAUGCGGGGGAAGGAAGCGUCGUCCUGCGAGGAACAAUGCAAGUGGAGGAACUCAGUCGGGAAACUCCAGGAGGAGCGCGGAUCGUCAACGCGCGACGACACAAGUGAUGGCGAUGACUCAAGAGCAAGCUCCGCAAGGGGGACAAUCAUCGGGGAACAGCAUUCUGACGCCCUCAGCAGGACAAUUUGUAGGAUCCCCAGCGAUCCAGAGUUAUUACCACCCGGGGCGCAAUGCGAUUUGGCAACUUCCAAAGUGAUAUGUUUUUUGGAUGACAAUUAUGCAGUGAUACCCACUGGUGUCACUGGAUCCUCGUGGAAGAGGCAGGACUUUCUAAUUAUAGGUAAGGACAGAAGCAGUGUUUUGGGACUUGUUAUUUACCCUUCUGUCAUUUCAGCAGAUCGCAAUGAUGAGUUGACAGUUUUAGCGAAGCCUCAUCAGCCACCAUUGAUCAUUCCCCCGAACACCUCAAUUGCCAGGGCAAUUGCAUUGCCACCCCAUGCUGCAGAACAAGUCUUGCCAGUGCUCCGGGAACAAGAUCCUCCUUCAGGCAUAGGGGGGAACACCUUGUGUCUGCAGAGUGAAGAUGCGAUUGUUGUCUCGAGGCCAGGAGGUCUCCGAGGACGAUCCUCUCAAGUCUGGAAAUGA